Oreochromis aureus is the source of this 2575-nucleotide messenger RNA. Its product is annotated as ankyrin repeat domain-containing protein SOWAHC. The coding region runs from base 303 to 1454 and encodes 383 amino acids. Gene Ontology annotation, molecular function: protein binding. The transcript has 14 exons. Lineage: Eukaryota; Metazoa; Chordata; Actinopteri; Cichliformes; Cichlidae. The record is from RefSeq and is a predicted model, not a curated record.
UAUCUUAGAGCCCAGUAUUAGUUCUUCUACUCCAACAAAAGGAGCUGAAUGUUUCCUUUUCACCGUUGGCACAGAAAACGCGGAGUUCGAAAAUGAAGACGUGUGUCUUUAAAGGGUUAACGGGGGAGGAGGCGCAGCAGCGGUCAGCUCGUCUGGGUGGAGUGAACUUUAGAUAUGUAGUACAACAAAUUAGCCAGGAGGAGAGCGGUGUGGCAGAGUGAAAAACCCCUAAAAGACUAGAUUACUCGCUUAAGAAAAAACCCAUCCUGGCCGGUAAGAGACGCUCCAAACACUGAGCUGAGAUGAGUGAUGUGAGCGAAGAGUCGCUGCUGGAUUAUUUCUACUCGGCCGGGGGCGACUCAGGCAGAGUCAAAAAUGCAGAUAUACUGAGGACAUUUAAGCCUUUUAUUGGGCACAGUGACUUGCAGUUACGUGCCAAAUACCGAGAGGAAUUCAAGCUCAUCAUUGACCGAAUCGCUGUGGUGAAAUCUGAGAAUGGUGAGAAAUAUCUUAUCCUCAAGAAGAAAUACAGGAACUUGGUGCAAGAGCGAGAGGCCAAGAGUCUCAGGCCAGAUGGAGACCGACAGAGGCACACGAGUCCGGCCAGAACGACAUCCACAGUGCAGUGGGAAGUGACAGACGCCCCGACAUCUACUCCUCGUGAGAAGGAGGAACAAGAUGAGCCAAUGUCAUGUGGAGAGGCUGACGCCACAGCAGAGGACCAGCGAAAAGGAGCAGACCCUGUGCACCACUCUCCACGGCCACCUCCUGCCAUCCAGAUCCAUGAAGCCCCAGAGCAAAGCAACGCAGAGGAUGAGCUGGAAAGAGAUUCUGGGUCAAAGUCCGAGUCGGAGCAAGACGAGGAGGGUACGGGCAGUAUGGGCUCUGCUUCUGUCGCUCUGGAUCCUUUAGAGAAGGAGUGGAUCUAUUCUGCUGCCGGUGCUCGAGUCCCUGACCUCUCUCAGCUGCUCAGACAGGACCGCUCUCUGGCAAACAAGAAGGAUUUCACUUCAGGUUUUACAGCUCUGCACUGGGCUGCCAAACAUGGCAAUGAGGAAAUGGCCACACUGGUGGUUAAUGCCGGUGGCGAUGUCAACAUUAAAUCACACGGGGGAUACACACCUUUACACAUCGCAGCGUUACAUGGGCAUCGGCACAUUCUUGACCUGCUCGUAGGGACAUACGGGGCUAAAGAAAACUUGCGGGACUACAGUGGUCAUCUUGCCUGCCAUUAUCUGAACAUCAAAGAAGCAGAAGGUCCAGAUGAAGACUGUGAGCUACAGUUUCAAGUAACUCAGGCCAGGGAGCGGAACAAGAACAGGAAGUUGGCAUCGUUGUUCCACUCCAAGAAGAAGUGGGGGUCAGCAGAGGAGCUGGCUCCGAUAGAGGAGGAGAGGACGGCGUCACAUCAGCUCGCGCUUCCUGCUUUUAGACCCAGAAAAUUCUCCCGCUGAGGGAAAACAAACUCCAGGGUCAACCCUGUUCUGACGCUGUUCCCACACUCUCUCUGUCACUCACUUUGCCCUUUCAGGCAUUCAUAUUUACACACAUGUACCAAGUAUUAAUAUGUAUAUUUAUUAUAUGUACACACACACACACACACACACACACACACACACACACACACACACACACAGGAGUCAUACCUGUGGUUACAGAUCCAAUCGAAUGUUUGCCACCUAAACAAAAUUAGAGAAACCAAAUAUACUUGUUCAUGCAUAUAAUCCAUAUUUUUCCUUACAGCUUGUUUAAAUAUUUUUUUGAAUUUUUAAAUGUUCAUCAAUGUUCUUCAGUGUUACUUAAAGUGGCACACGCCUUACAAGUUUUCCUUAAGCUGAGGCCAUGAUGGUCAAGCUAGUGAUUUUCUCUAUUUUUCUUAUUUUAUUGUUUACAGUUUUCAAUGAAAAGACCAAAAAUGAUAACGUCUUAGUCUCCCUCUCUAUACUUGUUCAGCCUGUCAGUGGCUUUCAGAUCUCUAACCUUUAAAAAAUUGGUCAAGAAUACACAAGAGUGACCACCAAAUCAAAAACAAGGCUAGAUAGCGUAUUUCUUGGAGAGUAUUUCCAGUCGUACAUCGGCUGUCUUAGUAAGAAUUUGGGGAUUAAAAGGAAGAAUAAGCUUCACACUCUGUAUGAAAAUAGUUUGUAGUUUUUAAGGAACAGCUGAGCAUUCUGACACAGGAAAAAAAAAGUCUGACUUUAAAUCAAGUGAUAAUACUUCUCAUUUCCAUAUAUACAAACAGAAGUUACCAGGCUCACCCCCUAAAAGGAUCAUUUAAUGUUUUUUGUAUGUUUCGGUUCUUUAAAUGCACCAUAACUGAACAAUGCAAUUAAACUGAUUUCCUUCAGUCCUUGACAGCAGCUAACAUUAAUUUACUGGUAAAUGUAUUAUUUAAAACUUAACACUCUUAAGGGACUGUACAGAACAGUGUCUCACUGCAAAAAUAAUUCACAAAAACACUAAAUUUAGCAUUUAACCAUAACUUCAUUUCAGUUUAAUUCUCCAUUUCACUCUACUUCUUUAAAAAACUUUGCUCAUUGCCCUCCUUUCAACAAAAAUAAAGUACUAAACCUUA